This is a messenger RNA of Bactrocera tryoni, 930 nucleotides long. RefSeq lists its product as uncharacterized. The record is from RefSeq and is a predicted model, not a curated record. Lineage: Eukaryota; Metazoa; Arthropoda; Insecta; Diptera; Tephritidae. The coding region runs from base 130 to 882 and encodes 250 amino acids. The transcript is spliced from 4 exons.
ACGCUACGACGACGUGAACGUGUUUGUGAACUUUUUCUGAUACGAGCGCAGAGUAUACAAGUUUGUUUCACGAGACUCGUUUUUUGAUUGUCUAUCAUUCGCACAAUAGCAUUUGCAAAAGUGAUAAAAAUGAGUCCGACGACAUCAACGCUCGCACGUGUUGAUAAGCCAAAUGAGCUCUUUUCACGCUCCGAAGUCGAGCAAAUAUUGAGCAAUAUAUUGAAUUCAAAUGUGGCGGCUUCGCUGUUGGAAUAUAAUGUGUCGCCAGAGUGUGGACCAACUGGUUACUUAGGCGAAUAUUUUCACUUGGAAUUAAAAUAUAAAUUUCUAGAGGCAAACGACACAAUUCAAACAACGAGAGUCUUCGUGAAAUCCUUGCCUUAUCAAAAUCCCAAGAUGACGGCGUUUAUUGAAGCCUGUGGCAUGCUUACCAAAGAAGCAGCGAUCUACGAGCAACUCUUAAAUGAGUUGAGGAAAUUGACGCCGACGGUCUGGUGCGCUCAGUGCUACUUUACGCGCAGAGAUCUGUUUGUCAUGCAAAAUAUUGUCGAUAUGGGCUAUGAGCCACUGGUGAAUCCCGCGGAAUUUCUAACACAAACACAGAUGGACGUACUAUUGAAAAGCUUAGCCACCAUGCAUGCAUGUAGUAUCACAUAUGAAGCGCGAAAUCAAGUCAAUAUCGGAGCGCAGCUAAACGAUGUGCUCAGAGAGAUGACAGUUACACCCGAUGUGGUUUUUUAUACUGCAGGAGUGAGGGCAGUCUUAGCCGUUGCCCGCGUUCACCCCGCUUACCAAAGUGAGACGUUGCAGAAGUUCAUUGCCGAAGAGCUGCCGCAGCACAUGGACAACGUAUACGAAAUGGUAUGCAACUCGGAAAAAUAAUGUUCGAUAUACUCCUUCAUAAGCAGCUUUCUUUCGCUCGCUGUUGUU